Molecule: messenger RNA, 3595 nt
Organism: Dipodomys spectabilis (banner-tailed kangaroo rat)
Lineage: Eukaryota; Metazoa; Chordata; Mammalia; Rodentia; Heteromyidae
Gene: Vmp1
Product: vacuole membrane protein 1
Exons: 12
Coding region: 134-1354 (406 amino acids)
Biological process (GO): autophagy; Golgi organization
Cellular component (GO): membrane; endomembrane system; endoplasmic reticulum
Source: RefSeq, a predicted model, not a curated record
GACGCAAGCGAGUUCCGGUUGGCCGGGAUCCCAGCGGCGGGUGUGAGAGUCGGUGUUGAGCAGCUUCUGGGAUCCUGAGGAGCCGCAGCCGGAGUCGGAGUGGGGAGCUCCUCAAGAGUUACUGAUCCAUGAAAUGGCAGAGAAUGGAAAAAAUUGUGACCAGAGACGUGUAGCAAUGAACAAGGAACAGCAUAAUGGAAAUUUUACAGAUCCCUCAUCAGUGAAUGAAAAGAAGAGGAGGGAUCGAGAAGAAAGACAAAAUAUUGUCCUAUGGAGACAGCCACUCAUUACCUUGCAGUAUUUUUCUUUGGAAACUCUUGUAAUCUUGAAGGAAUGGACCUCAAAAUUAUGGCAUCGUCAAAGCCUUGUGGUGUCUUUUUUACUGCUGCUUGCUGUGCUCAUAGCUACGUAUUAUGUUGAAGGAGCACAUCAACAGUAUGUGCAACGUAUAGAGAAACAGUUCCUUUUGUAUGCCUAUUGGAUAGGCUUGGGGAUUUUGUCCUCUGUUGGGCUUGGAACAGGGCUGCAUACCUUUCUGCUUUAUCUGGGUCCACAUAUAGCUUCAGUUACAUUAGCUGCUUAUGAAUGCAACUCAGUCAAUUUUCCUGAGCCACCCUAUCCUGAUCAGAUUAUCUGUCCAGAUGAAGAGGGCACUGAAGGAGCCAUUUCUUUGUGGAGUAUCAUCUCAAAAGUUAGAAUUGAGGCCUGUAUGUGGGGUAUCGGUACAGCGAUUGGAGAGCUACCUCCAUAUUUCAUGGCCAGGGCAGCUCGCCUCUCAGGUGCUGAACCAGACGAUGAGGAAUAUCAGGAAUUUGAAGAGAUGCUGGAAAAUGGAGAGACUCCACAAGAUUUUGCUUCACGGGCUAAACUGGCAGUUCAAAAUCUAGUACAAAAAGUUGGAUUUUUUGGGAUUUUGGCAUGUGCUUCAAUUCCAAAUCCUCUGUUUGAUCUGGCUGGAAUAACAUGUGGACACUUUCUUGUACCUUUUUGGACCUUCUUUGGUGCAACCCUGAUUGGAAAAGCAAUAAUUAAAAUGCAUAUCCAGAAAAUCUUUGUUAUAAUAACAUUCAGCAAGCACAUAGUAGAACAAAUGGUGGCUUUUAUUGGUGCUGUCCCGGGCAUCGGUCCUUCUCUGCAGAAGCCAUUCCAGGAAUACCUGGAGGCUCAGCGCCAGAAGCUUCACCACAAAAGAGAUGUGGGCACCCCACAGGGAGAAAACUGGUUAUCCUGGAUGUUUGAGAAGUUGGUCGUGGUGAUGGUGUGUUACUUUAUCCUGUCUAUCAUUAACUCAAUGGCACAAAGUUAUGCCAAACGAAUCCAACAGCGGUUGAACUCAGAGGAGAAAACGAAAUAAGCAGAGAAGGCUUUUAACUGCAGAAAUUAGGAUGAAUAGGUUAUGGGAGGACCCAUAACCAGGAAGAAAAAUUCUCUUUUCCAACCUGUAUCAAUUUUAAAAACAUUUUUCCUGAAAGCAGUUUUAAGUUCAUAUUUUGCACUGACAUACUUUUCCUUUAUGUGUUAAGGUAAGGUAUCGACCCUCAAUUCAAUCCACAUUUUUUUUUUUAUUAGGGUGAAUGUGAUGUUCAGCCACAAAGUUAACAGAAACUGGCCUUCUGUAUUACUUUCAAAAGGUCUACUUGGUACAAUUGGAGAAUACUAUGUUAAAUAUGUCAAGCUUUUUAGGCUUGUCUCUGGUUUGUUUUUUUCUAAGUCAUCAAAAUGUAUAUAAAUUAUAUAUAGAUUGGAUAUCAGUCUUGCAUGCCUAUCAUGGUACAAUUUAAUAUACCAUCCUACCCAAACUUUCCUUGCCCACCCUUGAAAAAAAAAGGCCAUUUUAUGAUGCAUUACACACCCUCUGGGAGAUUAAUCUUUAAAUUUUAAAACAGUAUAAGGAAAAUCUGUUUGGUGUCUCACAAGUGAGUACACCAUUUUUUAUUCUGUAUAUUUAGAAUGAAGUCAUGAAAAAAAACUUUAUAAAGACAUCUUUGAUCAUUCCAAAAUUGUGUUUGUUUUCUUGAGCGAUAUCAUCUUUUUUCCCCUUUUAGCUUAUAUCAACUGAGGGACAACCUUGCCAAAUCCAACUAUUACCGGGAUUUCUUAAGCUUUAUUUAUUUGCAUGAAAGAGCCAACACCCAGUUAUCUUGUUAUGCUCGAACUGGACUACUACACAUUGCUAAAUGACACCUCUAACGUUGGCCUAGUCUGAGGAUUUGAUGGUUUGUAAAACCCAGGAAAGAAAAGAAAAAUGCUAAUGUACAAAUCACAGGACACUUGAGAAAAGUUACUCAUUUUUUUUAAAAAACACUACACCUUCUCUAAUCUGUUAAUUUUAGCAAAUUUGUACUCCAAUUUUAACACUUUUUUUUUUCUUUGAGAUUUUUUUUCUAUCCAUUUUGUUUAGGGAAAUAAAUGACUUUACUUUUUUUUCCUUUAGGAAAAUUUAUACUGACAUUGUGUCAAAGUAGAAUCGAAUUGGAGAUAAAUUUCAACAAGCCAGAAAUGCUUGGUUUGGUUAUUCAAAUCUUUCCUGAAUGUCUGCUUGUUUUGCCUACCGUCGUGACAUCUCCAUGGCUGUACCACCUUGUCGGGUAGCUUAUCAGACUGAUGUUGACUGUUGAAUCUCAUGGCAACAGCAGUCGAUGGGCUGUCUGACAUUUUGGUAUCUUUCAUCUGACCAUCCAUAUCAGUAUUCUCAUUCAGACAUUUGGUAUCAUGGUUCACAAUCAAAACCUGUGGUCCUUGUGUCUAAUGGCACUUUUGGGUCCUUUUAUGCCAUGAUAUAGCAACAUAUCGAGAAGACUUUGUGGGCAAUAGGGAUAGUCUCCAUGACCAUAGCUAAAUAAAAUAUGCUGCUUUAUCGGUUUUGAAAAGGUUAUUACUUCUUAGCAUGUUUGUUUUUCAAAGACUAGCAUUUUAACUGUUAGUUGAGCCUACUUGAAAAACAGUACCAAAAACUUUAUUGUAGAUUUACAUUAAACAGCAUAAUUUUUUAGAUUGUUUGGUGUUGGCUAAAGUCAGGGCUCCUAAACUGACUUCCAGUUGUGGUUCAUCUCCUUCACCUGCAUUUAUUUCAUGUUUGUCUAAAGAAAGGAAAGAGGAAGUAAAUAUAAAUGGCACCAUGCAUACUAAAUUUUGGGGGGGUUAUCAUAAAUUUGUUCCAGGUAAUGUAUUAGAAAAUCUUUCUUAGGCUAACUGCCUUAGAGCUUCAUUUGACUUAAGGUGACCACUUAUUCACUGUUUCAAACUAACUUGCUUUAAGAAAAAUGAAGAACAGCUCUCUUUCCUUCUGAGUAUUCACUUGUGCUUCACUUGUAUGUUUCUGUUGGAUUCCAGCUCGAGCAAUGUGAUAACCUGUCUUUUCCAGAGCUUGGUUUGUUCCCUUUUUUUCAAUACUGAGGAUUGAACCUACGGUUAAGUUCCCUGGGCAAGGGCUCUCCCAUUUGAGUCCAGCCUAUUCCUUUCUUAUGUUCACUAAGGUAAAUUGAACUACAUGAUCCCAGAAAUAAAUGCACACACUAGGUGGUGGAAAGCAGAGAACUUGCAUGUGGAUGGUUUAAUUAUUACUCUAAAUAAAAGAGGGUUUUGAAAAUUCUGA